UACAAUGCCUAAAACUCAAUCCAUGAAAAAAAAAAGGAAGUUGUGUUUACUUGAAUCAAAAAAAAAAAACCACUGCUGUACAAGACAGUUUAAAGAUAUUGAAAACACAUUCUGCAAAUUGGUAGUGCAAAUUUGCAAAAUACAAUCAAUAAAAUGAUGUAUUAUGGUAGGUAAGGACACAGCCCAAGUGAGAUCUGAACCUAUAGUCCAAAUAGAUCUAUCAAAGGAGAUGUAUAGGAGGGCAAUUAGCACAUAAACAUUAGCAAAAGGGGAAUACAAAUAAAAUGAGCAUUGAGAUGUGAGAUGUCAGCAGAUGCCUAUAGAAUGCUAACAUUAAAGUUCUCGAAAUCAAGUGAUGAUGUACUGGGGCUCUUCAUUCAUGCUGGCAGUUGAGAAAGGAACAGCUGCUUUGAAAGAUAGUUUUACAGUUUUGUAUAAAGCUGGACAGUCUGAGGUAUGAUUCUGGAAUCAGCCUUCUCAUUUUAAAAUCUAAGCUUUAUGAAAGCCGUCACGUGAAUGCUUACAGAUUUUCUUUUUAUAAUUCCCUCAAACAGGGUGGAUAGAGGAACUUUUUAAGAAACCCACCUGACAAGUGCUGUCUAAUUAAUAGAUGCAGAGAUAUUUAUGCUGGUGAUUGGCGCCCUCUACAGGAUAUGGAUGGUUGGACAGAUGCGAGACGCAGAAAGAGUAACUGUAAAGAAGCCUAGAAAACGUUCCUAUUACUGCCAACACAAAUGGACAUACAAAGAUUACCCAGAGUGUCCAAGAUGGCAUCAGACAGCUCUGAGACUGGCCAGUAUUACACUGGUUUUCUUGGUGGCCACGGUGAUAGGAUUAGCCAUCCAUGUCAGUCAUCUGAGUGUACAUUCCUUAAGCGAUAAGCACAACAAGGGGAUACUUGGUAAUAAUGAAAGCAGAUGUUGCGGCUGUAUGGAUAUUUCUCCCGGGAAACAACAGCAGGACAAAAUAGACUCCACAGGAAAAUCAUGCCCUGAUGACUGGUUCCAGAAACAAGGGAAAUGUUACAAGUUUUACAUGAACUUUACGUCAUGGAUUGAUAGUAAAAUAUCCUGUGCAGUAAGGAAAUCACGUCUCUUAGUGAUCCAAGACAAGGCAGAACUGGAUUUCAUCCAGAGUAAAAUACAUGAUGGAGUUUACUUUUGGAUUGGAUUGAAUGUUACAGACACACAGAAAACAUGGACCUGGCUGGAUGGCACACCAUUACACCCACAUCUAUUUCAAGUCACAGGCCAGGUUGAAGAUGAAGCCUGUGCCCUGAUAACAAAGAAGGGUGUUUUUUCUGAAAAGUGUUUUAUUCACAAUUACUGGAUUUGUCAAGAUUCAUCUACAGAGGACAAUGUUUGAAUGAUCAUAGGUAUUUCUUUUACUAGAAAAGAAUCAGCUACUAUGGAGAUAUGUAUUUUUCCCCAAAUAAGUUCUCACUGUGUAGCCUUGGCAUGUUCUGGAACUCAUGCAGAUCAGGCUGGCCUCAAAUUCACGAUUAUCCUCCUGCCUCUGUCUCUUGAGUACACGGUGAUUCUAAUAAUGUGUAAAUAUGUGUCUACAAAUGUGAACACCCAGUCAGUCUCAACUGAGCCCUGAGGUCAUCCCUGUCACUGACACAAUAUCUCAUCAUCAUUCUUCACAGCAGUUGCCUAAGAGGAAACCUUUCUUCAAUCUGCUAACCUCUUGCAAAAUAUCUCAUUUUACUUUAAGAAUAAAGGAGACUGUUAGAGGGUUUCUGGAACUUUUUACCACUUAGUUUGCAAAGCUGGCUGCUUGUUAUUUUUCCUGUGCUUACUGUGAAUAAAGCCACCUCUCUUUUCUGUCUAAAUCAAAUCCCCUCAUCUGUAGUUUGAAUUUCAGCUUUUUAAAUUUUUCCAAGGAGACCCCUUCUUUUUUUUCUUCUAUCUCUUUUCUCACUCUCUUUCUAUCAUGACCAAACCUGCAGGAGCUACAAAAAAAUGUUCCUGUAACCACAUGUGGCUUUUGGUUUCUGUUCAGCUUCUCCCACCUCUUUUAAGAAAAACUUCCUGAAAAAAUUUCAGUAAAUGUGUUUUCCACUUUCUACCUCCUAUUUCAAGUUCCUAUAAAAUCUGGUUUCUGCUUUACUAUUUCAGUAAAAUGUUUUCAUCAAGCCACCAGCGGCUGACUAUCUAGAUUUUUGGAGCUCUCUACAGCUCGACUUGAUAUUAACCAAUCCUUUCAUCUUGAAAUGUUAGCCUGGUGUCUAUGGCCCACUUCUGCCUGUCACUGCAGCUUUUCCAGCAUGGGUUUUCUCCUCUGCUCUCAUAAACAUGGAGAUUCCCCAGAGUUUUGCCUGGAUCAGCUAAUAUAUACAACUGAUGAUUGAACUCAUCCCCUUCAUAAUGUCAUCAAUUUAUUAUCUCCAAACUGGACCUUAUUAAAUGACUGUCCAUGGGACAUCUCGGGGGCUGUCCAUCUUCCAUGUUACUAAAGUUACCUAUCCAUUAGAUUUCGGAAGCCUGCCUGUACUAGGUAAGCUGAGACCUUGGAGUCUGCCACGACUUUGCUCUCCUCUCUCCCUUGGUAUUCAAAGCUUCACUUAAGUUUUACAAAUUGGAUUACUUUUGACUUAUUUGUAUUAUCUUUGUACUCAGGUUAUUGUUCUGGUUUUCAAGGAGAGCCUUUUUUGUUCACUUAUAUUUUUAGUAUCGGGAUGGCACUGAGACAUACCAUGACAAUCCAUCCUCAGUAUUGGGAUGGCACUGAGACACACUGUGACAUCCACUCUCAAUACAGCUACU
Peromyscus maniculatus bairdii (prairie deer mouse) is the source of this 2768-nucleotide messenger RNA. Its product is annotated as killer cell lectin-like receptor subfamily B member 1F. Lineage: Eukaryota; Metazoa; Chordata; Mammalia; Rodentia; Cricetidae. The record is from RefSeq and is a predicted model, not a curated record. Gene Ontology annotation, cellular component: plasma membrane.